Messenger RNA from Ficedula albicollis (Collared flycatcher), 1089 nucleotides. Its product is annotated as sentrin-specific protease 1. Gene Ontology annotation, molecular function: deSUMOylase activity. The record is from RefSeq and is a predicted model, not a curated record. Gene Ontology annotation, biological process: protein desumoylation. Lineage: Eukaryota; Metazoa; Chordata; Aves; Passeriformes; Muscicapidae. The transcript is spliced from 9 exons. The annotation marks the transcript as partial. Gene Ontology annotation, cellular component: nucleus.
UUUCGCAGCUCCCGCUGUCCCCGUUCCGGCCCCUCCCUGCUCCAGGAGGCUCCCAGGGACGAUCCCGAGGCGCUGGAAAUUCCCAAAAUCCCGGGUCCUGUUCCACAUCCCCCGGAGCCGCCCCAGAGCUCCCCCCUGGGCCCCUCUCCGGGGUUCCCUGGGGGGUUCCAGCCCCGAAAUUCCGCGGCCCCGCAGCAGAGGGAGGAGGAGCCGGCGGCCGGGGCGCAGAGUGAAGGGUCAGAUUCCGUCAUUUUGCUGAAGGUCAAGGAUUCCAGGACUCCGGCUCCAAGCCUUCCCUUUUUCCAGGCCGAGCUAUGGAUCAAGGAGCUGACCAGCGUCUACGAUUCCCGAGCCAGAGAGAGGUGGAGGCAAAUCGAGGAGCAGAAAGCUCUGGCCCUGCAGCUCCAGAGCCAGAUCAUCAACUUCUACAUGAAUUUGCUGAUGGAGAGGAGCAAGGAGAAGGAUUUGCCUGCAGUCCACGCCUUCAACACCUUUUUCUUCACCAAAUUAAAGACUGCAGGCUACCAGGCUGUGAAGAGAUGGACAAAAAAAGUGGAUAUUUUCUCUGUGGAUCUGCUCCUGGUGCCCAUCCACCUGGGAGUGCACUGGUGCCUGGCUGUUGUGGAUUUCAGGAAAAAAACCAUCACAUACUACGAUUCCAUGGGGGGGAUCAACAGUGAGGCCUGCAGGAUCCUGCUGCAGUACCUGAAACAGGAGAGUUUGGAUAAGAAAAGGAAGGAAUUCGACACCAAUGGAUGGGCCCUGCUGAGCAAGAAGAGCCAGGAGAUCCCGCAGCAGAUGAACGGCAGCGACUGCGGCAUGUUCGCCUGCCGCUACGCCGAGUGCAUCUCCAAGGACAAGCCCAUCAACUUCACCCAGCAACACAUGCCCUACUUCAGGAAGAGGAUGGCCUGGGAAAUCCUGCACAGGAAGCUCCUCUGAUGCUGGAAAAAUCCCGAAAUUCCAGAGAUUUGGAUCAGAAGAAUCCCAGGACUCUCCUCGGGACACAGCCAAGGAACUCCGGGUCCUGCUCUUCCCAAAAAAAACCCCCCUCGGGUUUUGGGGGGAAUAGAAAAGUUUGGAAGCACA